Messenger RNA from Sporothrix brasiliensis 5110, 729 nucleotides. RefSeq lists its product as uncharacterized. The record is from RefSeq and is a predicted model, not a curated record. The coding region runs from base 1 to 729 and encodes 242 amino acids. The transcript is spliced from 2 exons. NCBI's taxonomy places the organism in Eukaryota, Fungi, Ascomycota, Sordariomycetes, Ophiostomatales, Ophiostomataceae.
AUGGCCGACGCCUCAUCACUCGCAACCAACGGCCCUAUCAAACAAGAGCCUACCAACCGCCGCGUGCGCGCCCUUCUCGGCGGUCAGUGGAUCUUUGACACGCUGGACGCGGUCUAUGUCUGGGAACAUAAGUACUACCCUGUGUACUAUGUCCCGGUAGCUGCCGUCCUGGCCGGGCCAGGCAAACUCGACAAGAAUGACGGGCCCACUGACAAUGGCGUUGUCCUUGCCACAUUGCAGAGCAACAGCAAGGCUGCCACGGUGACCAUUUUCGAAGCCGGUCCGCUGGCCGGGCUUGCUAAGGUCGCCAGCGAGACGCUCGAGUGGUAUGCAGAAGACGAGAAACUGCUUGGAUCACAUCCCAAGGACCCCUAUACUCGCAUCGAGUGCCUCCCCUCGUCACGCCCUGUACGUAUUGAACUGGGCGGCACAGUUCUCGCCGAGAGCCGCAACAGCAUCUUCCUGCACGAGACGAAUCUGCGCACGCGCUACUACCUGUCCCCGACGUCAGUCAAGGACUGGAGCGUUCUGAAGCCGAGCGAGACGACAAGUUUCUGUCCGUACAAGGGCCAGGCGCGUUACUACCACGUCGUGCUGCCGGACGGACGCGAGGUGAAGGAUGGUGUGUGGUACUACCCGUUCCCGACACUGGAGUCAGCGGUCAUUCAGAGCCGGUUGUCGUUUUACAACGAAAAGUUUGACGUCUUUGUGGACGGGGUCAAAGAGUAG